Messenger RNA from Amphiprion ocellaris (clown anemonefish), 3413 nucleotides. RefSeq names its product ERI1 exoribonuclease family member 2 (gene eri2). Bases 164 to 2389 code for a protein of 741 amino acids. The record is from RefSeq and is a predicted model, not a curated record. NCBI's taxonomy places the organism in Eukaryota, Metazoa, Chordata, Actinopteri, Pomacentridae. Gene Ontology annotation, biological process: exonucleolytic trimming to generate mature 3'-end of 5.8S rRNA from tricistronic rRNA transcript (SSU-rRNA, 5.8S rRNA, LSU-rRNA). Gene Ontology annotation, molecular function: 3'-5'-RNA exonuclease activity; zinc ion binding; nucleic acid binding. The transcript is spliced from 9 exons.
UUGCAGAGAGACAUAAUCGAGCUCGGAUUGAUAGAUGCGCAUUUUAAAAAAGGUAGCGCGGUUUUGCUUCGUUUCCAAUGUCUAGACUUUGGCUUCACCCUUUGAUAGUACUACAGUUUUACCGUGAAGUUAUUGAUCAAAAUCCCACCGUCAAGCAAUAACUAUGUCUACAAAGAAACUGGCAAAGGAAUUAGGAUUAUUGAGGCAGCGGAGUCAGUCCUCCUCUGGGUCAAAGAAAUCUACAGUUUCAAAUCAAAUAUUUUCAUAUCUCGUUGUGAUUGACUUUGAGUCCACUUGCUGGAGAGAAAAGAACAACUACAGUCAGGAAAUUAUUGAAUUUCCUGCUGUUCUGUUGAACACAGCCACAGGACAGGUCGAGUCUGAGUUUCACACUUAUGUUCAACCCCAAGAACAUCCCAUACUGUCCGAGUUCUGCACUGAGCUGACCGGGAUUACACAGACACAGGUUGAGGCAGGGAUCCCCCUUCAGAUCUGUCUCUCUCGGUUCACCCGCUGGCUGCAAAACCUUCAGCUCGAGAUGGAAGUGGUCUUUUCCAACAAACAGCAGAGAUGUUCUGCCCCUUUGCCUUCUCAGAAACUGUGUACUUUCCUCACAUGGUCAGACUGGGAUCUUGGAGUUUGUUUGCAGUAUGAAUGUAAACGCAAACAGCUUCAUAAACCUGAUGUUCUCAACAGCUGGAUAGACCUGAGGAGCACAUACAGGCUGUUUUAUGCCAGGAAACCCAAAGGCCUGAACGGGGCACUUCAAGAUCUAGGGAUACAGUUUUCCGGGAGAGAACAUUCUGGUUUGGAUGACGCCCGAAAUACAGCUCAGCUGGCAGCAAGAAUGAUGAGAGAUGGCUGUGUAAUGAAGAUCACCAGGAGCUUGGAGAGGACCUCUUUGAUAGUCAAACCCAUGUUUGGAAACACUGCCUGUCCUGCAAACAAAAAGACAGAAAACAGGAACAACAAUAAAAAGGAAAAUACUCUCACUGCAAGCAGACCCUCAUCAUCCAAAAUUCCUCUAAAGGCUGCUCAAAAACAGCCUUGUUCAGAGAUCAUCACUAGGAAUGUGGACAUAAAGGAAAACUCAAAUUCAGUUCAACAAUCUGUUCAAACCUGUCAAAGCCUGAUCUCACCUAAGACACUACUCAAUGGUGCGAUGACCCCUUUAUGGGGAAACAGCAGGAGGUCAGUUACAGCAGAGGCUGCAGCUAGCCGUUCCUCCUCAGUUAUGAUCAACUGUACUUCACCACGCAAUAACAAUACCAGCCUGGUUCUGUGUUCUACUACCAUGAACUGCUUUUCACACCUACCUCAGCCAAACCAGGAAUCAAAAACAGGAGCAACACCAGGACUGGUGGAGGAGGAGGGAGGUGCAGAACUUUCAGUGGAAACAGAGGAGAGAUGUGGUUCUUAUGACGAUGUGGUGCUAGAUGGUGAUGAAUGUAUUAGUGAAACAGACAGAGAAUGUGAUACUGAGUACAUAUCAGACUUUGACAGUGGAUGUUAUGAGUGGGAAGAGACAGAUAAUUCACUUUCACCUGGAGGUCAGUGCACAUUUAAUAUAAGAGAAACAAUGAGUGCUGGAAACUCCAAAGUGCAAAAGAUAACUAGUGAUUCAUCAACAACCUCUAACUCGACAAAGACAUUAAGAUCCCAUAUUACAGUCUCUAAUAGCUUAAAUGAAGUGGUGCAGCAUUCAACAUCCUCCAUGUCGGAUAGUUAUUUUGCUGUGCCUAAAACUGUGACCUGGAGAAAACCAAAUCAGUGCAAAACAGGACUUAGAACCUCUCUACAACUUCAGGAAACAUCCGAUGGGAAAACAGACAAGUCUUCUCUAAUCAGACCAAAGCCCUUUGUUCCAGAAAAGACCUCCACCCCCAAUACCUCCUUUGCCAGGCCCAAACCUGUCAUCACCCAACACACAAAACACAAGGAGACCCACAAGCCAUCCUUUACCAUCUACACUGAACCAGUAAAACAGACUGCAGCGCCCCCCGGUGGUGCUCUGUACAUCCCCAUGUAUGUCCUCUCCUCUUUGUCAACCAACACACUCUCCUCCUGUACCAAUCCUUCCUCCACUUCAGUGAAAGGAGCACACAAGAUCACUUCCCCUCUGUGUGCAUGUGGUCGUCGUGCAAAGCGACAGGUUGUGUCCAACGGCGGUCCAAACCACGGCCGAGGGUUCUAUUGCUGUCCAGUACGACGCUCGGGCAGUGGAGGCAGGGUGAAGAAAGGGUGUGAGUUUUUUAAAUGGGAGUCGGCUCUGAUGAAGAACAGUUCAGUGGUCGCUCCUGCUGUCGGUUCUUCUGUUUCACUCUGUCAGAUGAACUCUACCCUCACACAUCGUCCACCACACAGGUCAUUGGUAAGAAAAAGCUAUUAGAGAAACUGAAAGGGGAGAAGCGUAAAAACGAGGAAAAACAUGGAACACAUUACACUGUGUCCAUACACUGUAAUGUCUCAGUGAGUCUUGAGCAGAACAAGGACAUUUUUGAAAGUGUUUUAUGUGUACUUAUGUUGUUAAUGUAACCUAUGCAAUUCAAUGUUGUUAUUUUAUGAACUUUAUCAACUAAUAACUUAUUUAAGCAACUGUUGUAGGUUUUGAUUAACUGAUAGUUACAUAAAAAGGGUACAAUCUAGAAAAAAAACCCUGGCAGAAUCAGUUAAGUAUAAUAAAAUUAGUUUAUUAUACUACUUUUACUGAGUAUAAAAUGAGUAUCCUUCCUUGAAUCAGCUACUGCUCCAAAUUGCACUCAUGUUGGACACACAUCAGCAAUUCACAUCUUAUUUAAGCAACUUUUGUAGGUUUAAAUCAACUGAUAGUUACAUUAAAAAGGUUAUUAUUCUAGACAGUUCCUGUUGCAGGAUCAGCAAAGUAUAAUAAAAUGAGUUUUCAUGUACUUCUAUAUGGUGGUUUUGCCUGGGUAAGCAACUGGCUCAAUUGCAGGACUUUUUGUAUCAUAGUUGACAUUUUUGCUGUUUUCGGGUCUAAAAUCAACAUCACCGCCUAUAACCAAACACCACAUGGCAUUUUUUGAGAAAGAUUCUUCUAAAAUAUUAUAUAUACAAUUGAGUAAAAUUGAAAUUGAAAGUUAUUUAUAAAGAUAUUGUAGUAAACCUGUUGACAUGCGAUAAAUCCACACUUGACUCACACACUACUUUAUAUUAAAUAACUCAGAAAGCCUUGGAGUCUGGCCAGUCUUUUCUUCAGGAGGAAAUGACAUCAUGUGGAGCAGGUCAUGUGAUGUGGGCAGGUCAGGUGUUUUUGUAAUGGCUAACUUGGUUGAAAAUGAUUUCUCAGACGCAGAUACAAUUUGUUAUUUUCCAUAUAAAAUUUGAUUUAUUGCCAAAAAAGAAAUAUCUGUCAUGAUUAUCUCAACAUAAUAAAAAGAACACAAUCAAAACUA